AUGUCUCAAGCAGACGGUCCCACUCUCAAAGCCAUCUUCAACACAGGAUUUGCUCUCUCACAAGCAGUAUCCAGAAAAUUAUCUUCAUCUGAGCCCCAAGCCCAGAGCAUGUCUGUCUUCUCUUCAACUCCUGGUCUUCCCACUGAUCUCACAACUCCACGUCCCAAGAGAUCAAAGGUCCCAGGUCCUGCAACCCAACUUCUCAAUGAAUUAUUCGAAGAAAUUGAUGACAUUGAAGCAGUCGAGUCAACCGAUGAUUCUACCUAUGUUGAUGUUCAGCAUGCGCGUCAGAGAGCUGGUAGACUAGGACUAAGAUCUAGAUCUCGAAUCGAAAGAUCGUUCAAGAGCAAGUCAUUGGAUGGUCCACAACAAUCAAUGAGUUCCUCCGACCAUUUUAUGAAUUCCUCAGUCGAGUAUUCACAUCUCACUGUAAGCCCCGAAGAAGAUCUCCAAAAGCUCUCAGACAGAUUUGGAGAAAUUCAAUCUAGGAAUAAAAAAAGCAUCGAAGCUGACGACGAGACUAUCUGUAACUCUCUUCCAGAACUGAACACUGGAUAUUUCUCACGCUACGCUAAGUUAAGAGGUUCUGCUAAAGCCCGUGAGCAAGAAUUUCAAGAUGCUUUGAAGAAGGAGAAAGAGACCUAUGAACCUACGUCUGGUUUCCUCAAGAAGCAGAUGCCUGGUCUUAGUGCUUCCGAGAUGCGCAAACGAAUCCCAAAAUUGAUCAUUGCUGAAGCAGAAUAUGAAUUCGAUGAGGAGGAUGAAAAUGAGAAAUCAGCAAUUCAGAUCCUCGAGGCACUUUUUAAGGAGCUGGCGGAGAGAGAUGCUAGUACCGAUAAGGAUCAGUUGAAGAGUGCCAGACAGAUCAUCGAGGGGGUGCAAAAUGAGGGCAAAGAUCAUGGAGAAAAACAAGCCGUUGCGACAGGCGAUAUCGAAGAUGACUUUGUUCAUAUGGAUCAUAAGUCUGAAAAGAGCCAUGGUCUCGGUCAUGAUAUCUACAAAUCUCGUGAAAGCAACAUCUUCGCAGAUUUCGCCGAACAAACAGACGAUGAGAUUCGAGAGUAUUCCGCUAUAGCCCAACAAUACAUUAAAGACGGGUGUAAAGUUAGACGACUUGAACAAAUUAUCGAGAAGGAUGAGGAGGAACUGGUACAAUCGCAGCAACAAAAUAAAGUCGAACCAGAAUUCAGAAGCUACUGCUCUCCGCGAGAUCGAAAAAAGGACCAUGAAGAAACUGCAGAAUCGCAACAAAUUCUCUACAAAGUUUCUCCCGUGAUGGAAUCCCCCAUAGUCAAUGACAAAGACACAAUCCCACAAGAACAACCAGAAGUAGGAGGAAACACAAAGGAAGACGCAGACUCUCAGGACUCUCCACAAGGUCAUGGUACUCCUGAGAAUCAGAAUCCAGAAAUCGAUAAACCUGUUGAUGAAUUUACCAGUAUUAGUUUUGGUGAUCUUGAUAUCUCGGAUUCUACUUCUUGUGAUGGAAACGACUCGGAGGAAGAAGACGAAAUGCAAUUUGGUAUGGCGGCGGUAGCGACAGGGGUUAUGAUUGCCGCUUUGUGGCUGAUCGAGAGGAAGACAGCAUUUUGCUAG
This is a messenger RNA of Botrytis porri, 1596 nucleotides long. RefSeq lists its product as uncharacterized. The record is from RefSeq and is a predicted model, not a curated record. The transcript has 3 exons. NCBI's taxonomy places the organism in Eukaryota, Fungi, Ascomycota, Leotiomycetes, Helotiales, Sclerotiniaceae. The coding region runs from base 1 to 1596 and encodes 531 amino acids.